Messenger RNA from Scaptodrosophila lebanonensis, 534 nucleotides. RefSeq lists its product as uncharacterized. The record is from RefSeq and is a predicted model, not a curated record. NCBI's taxonomy places the organism in Eukaryota, Metazoa, Arthropoda, Insecta, Diptera, Drosophilidae. The transcript has 3 exons. Bases 1 to 534 code for a protein of 177 amino acids.
AUGCUGAAGUUGUUGCUGGUUCUGGCCCUCGUUUGCAGACCUGCAAUUGCUGCUAAAUGCAAGGCAGCUCCAAAAUCUGUGCAGAACAUUCAACAGUGUUGUCACGCCCCCAUGCCCAAUUGGGGAGCCUAUAAUAGUGAAUGCAGCUCGUCGGGCCCACAACCGAGUUGUCGCUUGCAAUGCAUUUUCAAUGCUGCUAAGGUACUGGACGGUAAUCGGCUGAACAUGACCCAUGUGCGACCCAUGCUAGAGCGUGCAUUCAAUGAGGCUUCAACCAUCGAUGCUUACAUGUCGAAUUUCGCAUCCUGCGCCAAUCUGGUGAAGAAUAACUUCAAGGAAAUGACGGGGGUGAGCAAGCAGAGUGACGCCUGCGACAGGCACGCCCUUUUCUAUAGCCUGUGCGCCUACUCCCGCCUUCUCCGCCACUGCCCGUCGAGCGCCUGGAACGGUAGCCUCAAGCAAUGCCCUUCGGCACGCUCCUAUGUGCGUAAUUGCCCAUGGCCGGCACUUAAAAUGUUUAUGAAAAGCACUUAG